Messenger RNA from Opisthorchis viverrini, 1029 nucleotides. RefSeq lists its product as hypothetical. The coding region runs from base 1 to 1029 and encodes 342 amino acids. The transcript has 2 exons. Lineage: Eukaryota; Metazoa; Platyhelminthes; Trematoda; Opisthorchiida; Opisthorchiidae. The record is from RefSeq and is a predicted model, not a curated record.
AUGAAUGCAUCAGUAGCUGGGUUCAUCGCCGAGAUCGCAAUGCAAAAACUGGAGAGGACCGUGUUGCCGGACAUCAGCCGGAAGCUUCGGGUACGUUCUGUAGACGACACUUUUGUCAUCAUCAAGAAGAGAGAACUACAACGAGCAAUCCAAUUGAUAAAAAGUGUCUCCGAUGACAUCAAGUUCACCAUGGAAGAAGAAAACAACAACAAGCUGGCGGUUUUAGAUGUCCUCGUCACAAGGUUGUCGAAUGGACAAAUGCAAACGGAAGUCCACAGAAAAGCUACGCACACGGAUCAAAUUCUGAGCUACGACAGCAACCACCCAAAGUGCCACAAACAGAGCUGCAUCCGGAUACUAUUGAAGCGAACUGAAACACACUGCAACACAGUAGAAUCUAAAGUAAAAGAAGAGAAACGCCUAUACAGAAUCUUUCAAAGGAACGGUUACCCAAGGAAUUUCAUCUGGAGAUCUCUGAGAAAAUGCAAUUCAACCAACGCGACAACCAGAAACACAAGCAAAACAAUCACAUUACCAUAUAUCAAGAACAUUUCGGAGAUGACCGCCAGGAUAUUACGACAGCAUGCCAUAAAAGUGGCCCACAGACCGACUGACACGCUGCGAAGAGUAUUAUCAAAACCAAAGGGGACAUUUAAUGCGAUAGAAAAGACAAAUGUUAUCUACAAAAUUCAAUGCAACGAUUGUGAAAAACACUACGUGGGACAAACAGGGAGGAAACUGUUAACCAGAAUCACCGAACACAAGCUCGUCACCAAGAGACAUGAACAAUUCUCUCUCAUCUCUGCACACGAAGAUGGGGAAGGACACCAUUUCGACUGGAAUAACGUCAGAAUACUGGGCCAGGCAAGAACAAAGAAAGAACGCGAGUUUAUGGAGGCGUGGUACUCCACUGGUGGAGCAAUAAACAGACACAUUGAGAUUGAUCCUGCCUACCAGCCUCUGAGGACAAAGGAAACCCAGAACCACAGAACGCGAGGCCGAACAAGGACUCAAAGAAGAAAUCAAUAG